AGAUAGAGACUUAGUACUUUGCAGGAGCUGAGCUGAAGUGGGAUGGAAAUGAAACAUCUUGAAUAUGUGAUGGUUCCGCUUGGUUUUACGGUGCUGGUGGGAUACCAUCUUUGGCUGAUAAUCACCAUUUACCGGAGUCCUAAAAGAACUGUCAUUGGAAUCAACGCUGAAUCCCGCCGGCAAUGGGUCGCCACCAUUGUUUCAGACCCCGAGAAGAAUGCUGUUCUUGGAGUCCAAACCAUACGAAACAACAUCAUGGCUUCGACGCUUAUGGCUACGACGACGAUCACCGUCGGCUCAUUGAUCAGUGUUUUUGUGGGCAGCUCAUCAAGUACUGGAAAGUACCGUUACAUUUUGCUGUGUUUCCUCGUUGCAUUUCUUUGCAAUGUGCAAUCUAUUAGAUACUAUGCUCAUGCUAGCUUCUUAGUCACAUUGCCUGCUGGUGAAGGCAGAAAGGACUAUCUUUCUGCAAUCUUGAAUCGAGGAAGCUUAUUUUGGUCGAUCGGAUUGCGAGCUUUCUAUUUCGCAAUUCCUUUCUUCCUCUGGAUCUUUGGACCUCUAUCAAUGUUUUUCAGUUGCUACCUGAUAGUUUUUGUUCUUUACUUCUUGGACUUUACAAGAACUUCCAGCUAUGAUCCUUAUGGACUUUACAAGGACAUUGAAUCUGUUGGUCAGUCAGGGGGAAACAAUUUCGUCGCGAACUCAUGCAUUCGCUCUCCUCUACUUGAAGAUCACAUUAUAGCCUCCCAUUGAAAUGGCUCUGCAUACUCAAUAUUUUGAGCUAUUGGUUGCGUUGAGAAUUGUGUUUAGGAAGAGAUUGAAAGAGAAUUUUCAUUUGUAUUUAAUCCACAGGCAUUACCUGAAUGUGUGCAAGUAUUUACUUAAAUGAUCCAAGUGUUGGGCUAUGAGGUACCUGAUAUAUAGAUUGUUUUAUACUUUUAUACCUUGAAAUGUUAUGUAAAGCAUA
Cucurbita moschata (crookneck pumpkin) is the source of this 967-nucleotide messenger RNA. RefSeq lists its product as uncharacterized. The record is from RefSeq and is a predicted model, not a curated record. The transcript has 3 exons. The coding region runs from base 43 to 753 and encodes 236 amino acids. Lineage: Eukaryota; Viridiplantae; Streptophyta; Magnoliopsida; Cucurbitales; Cucurbitaceae.